AUGCGUUGCGUCUCAGUCUCGACCUUGUUCUUCACAGUUGGUGCACACGCGGCCGCUGUUAAAUCCAAGGCAGGAUGUCCUACCGGCUGGGAGACUUCAUACACUGCCACUGCUACAGCUGCGGUAGCUGCUGCUGCUGCGACGGCCAAGACGAGCAGUCCAACGAGCCAUGUCAAAGGCAAAGCUUUUGAUCGAUUCGUCGUGAUUUGGAACGAGAACACGGACUACGAGAAGGCACGCGGUGAUCCCAACCUGUCGUGGUUGAUCCAGAGGGGUAUCCUUCUGGAUAACAACUUCGCCGUGACCCAUCCGUCGGAGCCCAAUUACUUCGCGGCAGUCUCUGGUGACUAUUUCGGUAUGCAAAACGACAACUUCAACCGCGCCGACCGCAACGUGUCCACCGUGUUCGAUCUCCUCGACACCAAGGGUAUUUCUUGGGCUUCCUACCAGGAGGACAUGCCCUUCUCCGGCUUCGAGGGCAUGGCUUGGGUGAACCAGAAGAAUGGCGCCAACGACUACGUCCGCAAGCACAACCCGCCCAUCUUUUUCGACAGCGUCACGCGUUACGAGCAGCGCCUGUCGCAGAUCAAGAACCUCUCCAUGAUCGACAAGGGCGCCUCCAUGUUCCACCGGGAUCUCAAGGAGAACAAGUUGCCUCAGUGGAUGUUCAUCACGCCCAACAUGACCUCGGAUGGCCACGACACUUCCGUCACGGUCGCAGGCACGUGGACGAGGAAUUUCUUGGAGCCAUUGUUGGACGACCCCAAUUUCAUGAGCAACACGCUUGUGCUCGUCACCUUCGACGAGAACGAGACGUACAGCCACCAGAACCGCAUCCUCGGUAUCCUUUUGGGUGAUGCGAUUCCGAAGGAUAAGAUUGGCACCACCGACUCCAACUUUUACAACCACUACUCGGAGCUCUCCACGGUGCAAGCCAACUGGGACCUUCCCACGCUUGGACGGUGGGACGUUGGCGCCAACGUCUUCCAGGUUGUCGCUGACAAAACCAAGAGCGUGCUCAGACAGUGGAGCAGUUCAUCCAAUGUCCCGGAUCGUUUCUGGAACCAGUCGUACGCUGGUUUCUUCAACGUCAAGGCCGCGAGACAAUACCCCAAGCCGAACCUAGCUCUGGAGAAGAACGCAGCCGGGAGAAAGAUCCUCGAAAGAGUGAAGAAGAUCUGGGAGAAGAGCGAUGCGCCUACCUACUACCAGGAUACCAUCCAAAUCCCCGAUGGUCUUAACCCACCUGCUGGAUACGCAGCUUAA
Molecule: messenger RNA, 1266 nt
Organism: Colletotrichum truncatum
Lineage: Eukaryota; Fungi; Ascomycota; Sordariomycetes; Glomerellales; Glomerellaceae
Product: acid phosphatase
Biological process (GO): phospholipid catabolic process
Molecular function (GO): hydrolase activity, acting on ester bonds
Source: RefSeq, a predicted model, not a curated record